UCUUCCGAAAAGAUGACUUUUUGACCGUCCUGACGGAAAAAAAAUAUGCGAUGUGCCUUUCCUCCCUCAUAGAAGUCACAGCUGUGCUAGUUAGUUGAACAGGUUAUCUCUUCUUAUACACACCCAUGUAUACAAACUAAAGAAUAUUCCGGAAUUUGCUUGACGAAGAUGGAACAUUGUUCGCAGUUCCGCCAUAAUUUUUGCACCAUGUGUACUAGAACUAUAAUACUCAUACUUUUUUGUUAUCCAAACCAAACUGAAAGUGCCGCCAAUGCCAAACUAAAAAUAACCGGUUACAACCGUUUGCCAUAUGGGUUAACCUAUUGUGAAAAAGACACUGAUUGUGAUGAAAAUGAGUUCUGUAGGUUCUACGCAGAUCUGUCCUACUGCCAUAUCUGUAUCGACUGUUAUGGUUACUACAGAAGAAAGGUCCCUGAAGGUGGGUGCGCUAAGAACAGAAGCUUGUGCAGUGACUGUAUUCCUGGUUAUAGGAUUAUACAGGGAGAAUGUGUUAAGGUUGGUUCUUCCACUCCGCUUUUAUCAACUUCUACUAGUUCUCCUGGAGAUUUGGCCAACCCUGAAACUAUGAAAAUAAUCCUGUCCUGUGUUGGCCUUGGCACAUUUCUAUUAGUAUGUGCAUGUGUGGGGUUGUUUUGUUGUUGGAAGAAGAACAAAAAGAGAGGAAAGCUUGAAAAUCAUCCAACUUAUGAAAACAAAGACGAAAAUGACUAUGUUCCUGUUAUGGUAAAAGAAAACGAACCUCCUACAAUCAGUCCUCACAACACUGAUCCUUCUGCUCCUUUGCUCAUUGAUCUUAAACCUCAAACUGAUAAUCUUCUCAAUGAUCAUCUUCUCAAUGAUCAACGUGAAAUUGAACAUGAAUCUCUAAGCCAAACUGUGGUCUUUAAUCGUCCAAUUUAUGAAAAUCCACAACUCAGAAAUUUUACUCAGAACAACGACCUUCCACUACCAAGAAAUCCUUCAACGGCAGUUGACAAUAAUGGCAGACGCAUUCAAGUUUGGAACCAGCCUAACUAUCAUGAGGAUAGAGCCAUCCGUCCUCGACCUAAUGCAAAUCUUGCCCCUCGAGAACCACUCCAAGAAGGUGGUCCUCUGUACCCAGAUCCUGUAUCAAGACGGGUUGGAAUGUCCGUCAAUCGUGAUCCCACCUCUAGGAUGGAUCCCGAAGCCGAACACAGGGUGGUUUCAAUGCCGGAUCAUAUGCCAAAUCCCAGGGCGGAUCCCUAGGGCGAAUCCCAGGGUGGAUCCCAGGACGGAUCCCAGGAUGGAUCCUAUGCCGAAUCCAGUUCCAAAUCCCUGGGCGGAUGCCAGACUGGAUCCUAUACCGAAUACCAUGCUGGAUUCUAUGCAGAAUCCCUGGCUUGAUCCUCUGCAGAACCCCAGGCUAGAUCCUAUGCCGAAUCCCAGGUUGGAUCCUAUGCAGAAUUCCAGGCUUGAUCCUCUGCAGAACCCCAGGCUAGAUCCUAUGCCGAAUCCCAGGCUGGAUCGUAUGCCAAAUCCCAGGCUGGAUCUAAGGGCGGAUCCCUCGGCAACUCCCAGGGCGGAUCCUAGGCCAGAACCCAUGCCGGAUCCAGAAACUGAUCCCAGGCCAAGUGCUAGGUCGCAUAGCGGACGAGGGAUAAUAGAUUUCAAUUGUCGCCUUGAAUUUCAGUUCUAGUCAUUCCUGAAACAUUUGCCAAACUUAACAUUUACAAUCUAUUUUUGAUUAUGCUCAUUGUGCAAAAAAAUUGUUAUAGUCUACUCUA
This is a messenger RNA of Eurytemora carolleeae, 1766 nucleotides long. RefSeq lists its product as uncharacterized. The transcript has 3 exons. The record is from RefSeq and is a predicted model, not a curated record. NCBI's taxonomy places the organism in Eukaryota, Metazoa, Arthropoda, Copepoda, Calanoida, Temoridae. The coding region runs from base 169 to 1248 and encodes 359 amino acids.